AUGAGAGGAUCGUGGAGAUCGAAAAAACUAUGGAAAUUGUAAAGGAAGAUUUUCUUUGUAGAAAGCACAUUCAGUUCUUUAAACGAUGCUUAGAAGUACUGCCAUCGCCCUAUAGCUCUUUAGAUACCAGCAGAAUAACUGUGGCAUUCUUUGCUCUUUCUGGUUUGGAUAUAUUGAAUUCACUUGACUCAGUUGAAAAUGACAAAAAUAACAUUAUUGAAUGGAUAUACCAUAACCAAAAGCUUCCUAGUGAAUCUGAUAAUUCAAGUAUAUUUAGAUGCGGUUUCCGGGGAUCAUCAACAACAGCUUGUAACAGAAUGCUCUCACAGGAUGUUUGUGAGUAUGACUGUAGUCAUAUUGCUAUGACUUACACAGCCCUGGCCAGCCUGCUUAUUUUAGGAGAUGAUUUAUCAAGAGUGAAUCGACCAGCCGUAAUUGCAGCUCUGAAGGCCUUACAGCUUCCUGAUGGCAGCUUCCAGCCCACAAUGGAUGGUAGUGAAAAUGACAUGAGGUUUAUCUACUGUGCCUGUUGUAUAAGCUACAUUUUAAAUGACUGGAGUGGAGUGGACAUUCCUCGAGUUGUUCAGUACAUCAAGGAAAGCAGGUCAUAUGAUUUUGGAUUUGGUCAAGGACCUAGCUUGGAAGCUCAUGGUGGGUCCACAUUUUGUGCUUUAGCAUCUCUUGUGUUAAUGGAUCAGCUUGAUUCCUCCUUUGAGGCCAAAGAACUUGAAAGAAUAAAGAGAUGGUGUCUAGUGCGUCAGAAGUCAGGCUUCCAGGGUCGCCCCAAUAAACCAGUUGAUACAUGUUAUUCCUUUUGGGUUGGAGCUUCAUUAGAGUUACUUGGUGCAUUCUCAUGCGUGGAUUUCCCAGCCAAUCGGGAGUACCUUAUUUCAGCCCAAGCAACAGUGACAGGAGGCUUCAGCAAGUGGCCUGGUAACCAUCCUGAUGCUCUGCAUACAUAUUUUGGACUUUGCGGGAUGUCUCUGAUGCAGGAACCUGGCUUAAAUUCAAUUCAUGCAGCAUUGAAUAUUACGCAGAGAGCUGCUAAUCACUUAAAUAAGUUACACAAGCUAAUGAAUAGAUGAUAACUGUUUUGGUAUUUGUUUGUUAUCUAUUUUAUGGAUGCAAAAAUUAGUAAUAAAUUUUUUGAGAACUUGAAAAGUUGGCACACGCACAAAUGGUCAAUUGAAAGGAAAGCCCAUAGUGAAGAUUUCCUGGAAGGGCAUACAUUCUGAGGGGCAGAGAAUGCUCUCAUUUUGGGAAUUGUGAUGAGUGGAUUUACGUGAUAAGCCAAGAAUCAAGAUGUUGAUUGCACUAGGAGCAUUUCUUCCCUAAGUUUCUCUGAAUUUCAAGCAGUUAGUCUCUGAGAGAAAAAUGUUUAAGACAUGGAUGUCACCUUGGCUUAUUCUCCCUGAGGAAUGUGCAACUAAACACUGAGAAGUGAUAUAAGCACACAUACAUGUUAUGACGUUUCCUCGGGCUGUAAAGAGAAUAUUUACCUUUGACACCUAGGGAAGGUCUCAGACAAUUUUUAACUACUUAUUAGUAAAGGCAGUGUAGUGUUUCACGUAAAUUUAGUGACAAAAGUGAUAUAAAAUGUUACUGGAAUUUCAAUCUAGUAGGUGACAUAAUAAUUCUAAUCCAAUGCAUGAUCAUUGCCACUCAAAUAAAUUUUGUUUUAAUGGAUACUUGUCAAAUAACUACUGACACCAGAACAGUUGUUUCUUUAUUUUCAUUUGCGAGAUUCAAUUUGUUACUCUCUUGGCGACUUUCUUGCUAGAAUCUCUGAUAUCAUAACUAAAAAUUGAUAAUCAAUAUUGUUGUUAAAAAUAUGAUUACCGUAUUUAUUACACCCAUUUUGAAAUCACUGGUGGUCCCUGUAAUCUGAUUGGCUCUAAUUGGUGUGAUUUAUUCUUGAAUCCCACCAUUUUUUGCUUUAAAUUGCAUCCUUUUCCCAGCCAAUGAGGAGGCUUCACUAAAAACAAAACAACCAAUCAGAUUUCAAGGUUUACUGAAAAUAACCAAUCACAUUGCAGGGAAAUGAAGGGCAAUGGGUAUCACAAGGCAAAUUUUGCAACUUUUGUUUCCAAAACUCUUAUUACACCAAGAAAACAUUUGAAUCAUGACACAACCAUGCCAUCAGACAACUUGAUGUUCAAAGUCAUUAAGGGUUUUACUUCAUUUAAUCAAUAACAUUUAUCUGUUUCAUAGUGAUUGUUUAGUGCUACAACCUUUGGUUUUUGUGUGUGUGUGUGAGAGAACAUGGCCUGUCCCAGGUGUUUAAUUAGCAAACUGGGGUGAUGUUUGCAGUAGAGUGAAAAAGUAAAGGUGUGGGUAAGGAAUGAGACCUGACCCAAACAUCACUCCUUUUUUCACUGCUCUGCUACUAUUUUGGCAUUAGCUAUUGCACUUUGUUUUAACAACUGAAUGCUAGGAACAGGUUUGUUUAGAGCAUAAUCUAUGACAGAAAUUUUAGAGAUAGUAAAGCAAAUGUAAUGCAUACAGCCAGUGUCUUUUUACUUUAUAUUACAUUGCUUAUCAAUUUUCCUUUAAUAAAUACAUGUAUGAUGCAUUAAGUAAUAAAAUGAUAAUGACAAACAA
Molecule: messenger RNA, 2601 nt
Organism: Pocillopora damicornis (cauliflower coral)
Lineage: Eukaryota; Metazoa; Cnidaria; Anthozoa; Scleractinia; Pocilloporidae
Product: geranylgeranyl transferase type-1 subunit beta
Biological process (GO): protein geranylgeranylation
Cellular component (GO): CAAX-protein geranylgeranyltransferase complex
Molecular function (GO): CAAX-protein geranylgeranyltransferase activity
Source: RefSeq, a predicted model, not a curated record